GAAAAGUUUACAAAUGGUGGAAUGUUGCUGCUUUUACAAACAACUGUCAACAACAACCUUGUUAACCUGAAGAUUAUGUUACCUGCACAAUGGAAUAAAAACCGGAACUAAGUUAACUCGGAUCUAAUAUGGAUCGAGGAAAAUACAGUAAAACAAAUAAAAAAACAGACAGCCGGCUAUCAGCCAAGUCAGCUGCUAUAAUAGAAGAGGUGUUACCAGGAUAUGAUGAAUAUCUGCUUUUACUUCAGGAAAAAAACAGAUUAGUAAAGAAACUACGUAAAAAAGACAAGAAACAAGUAGACUUAGAGAGAAAAGAGCAGGGUUUUUCUCUGUAUGUAAAUGGAGCUAAUGCUGAACUUCAACCAACAAUUGAUACAUCCCCAUCAUCAGCUAGUAAAUCUAGUAAACAGAAACUACCUAGAACAGCUGGAGAAGUUCGAAAAGCACAUGGACCUCUCACCCACAGAGAUCUGGAAUUUCUUGCUAAAGAAGAGAGAGAAAGAAUGAGAGAAAGGCAACGAGCCAAAACAGCACCUACAAAAACUCGUAGAAAGAAUUGGAAUGUUGAAUCAAUAGAACUAACAACGGAAAAAGGAGCUAAUAGAAGGAUACAUGCACCAGAGAUAUUAACAGGAAGAUAUGAAGAAGAUUUUGAAUCUGAUAAUAGUUCUGAUGGUGAUAUGGAAAUAGAUGCUGCAAAUCAUACCAGACCAACCUCACCUAGAAAAACAAGCUAUGUCAAGAAGAAAGCGACUGAAAUACGACAAGAGAUGGCGAAUAAUAGAAUGACAUUAAAUAUAAAUGAUGUUAAGAAAUUGCGACAAAGUUUAGAAAUGAACGGCAAUAUUAAACAAAGUCUAGCUAUGGAAAUUAGCUCAGUACCAAUACCUGUUCCUUUCACGGAAGAUUCUUCUUACUCCAGUGAUGAUAACUAUAUUGAAGAAAUUAUCCAGGAUGAAUCUGAAGAUGAGUUAGCACCAACAAUAGAAGAAGAGUCAGAUGAAGAUGAAGUAGAAGAAGAAUUAAUAUCAUCAGUAGAUAGUUUAAACAUCAAUAACUCAUCAGAAAAAAAACUUAAUCCUUUUAAACCAGGAGAAACUAUUGUUCUAGAAUUUGCGCCGAAUGCUAAACAGAGAGUUGAACGUAAUUUAUCAACUGUUAAAAGAAAAGAAAACGAUGGUCCACUUCUGUCUGCACGGAAGUCGUCUGAAAGUCUUAUAUCUCCUAGAUCAGGAAAACAAGUUAUCCUUAAUGAAACAAAAGAAUUACAGUCAGUUUCAAAACCUAAGAAACAGUUACAACCUAUAUCAGCCAAUAGAAAAAGUUCUAAUGGAGGGAAAGAUAGUCAAGAAGAGGCAGCAGCAGUUUUAGCAGCGUUACGUGCCGAGAAUGCACAAGCUGAAAAAUACACUAAGGAAAUCAAAUCCAAAACAAAAUUUACACCAGACAAGGUAGUGUCAAAAAGUCCUCGACCUAGUGCCUUAUCGUCUCCUGUAAAAUCUUCACAAUCUCGUCCACUUCCUGUUUUAUCUACUAGUUGUGAUAAUGGUGAAUUAACAGAUAAAAAAUUAUCAGAUAUUGUAGAGAAAGUUCUGGUAAUGCCACCCAAACAACAGUGUCGUCUUGUUAAGUUAUUAGAGAAAUUAGAUGAUGAUACUGCUAAAUAUAAACCUAACACUGAAUCCAGUCAAAUUUAUUCUUCGAAAAAACCUUUAAAAGCUAUCACUCCAGUCUCCAGUAUGGUUCAAAAACAGAUAAAUGAUAGUGAUAUUGAAGUUAAUAUAGAGAUUUUAUCUAACUGGGGUCAUCCAUCUAGAUUAGGAUUAACAGAGAUACAGUUUUAUAAUCAAGAUAAACAGUUAAUACCAGUUAAUUGUAAUGAUGUGACAAUACAUGGUGGUAAUAAAACACAUGCUUCUAUAGAUGUUUUAUUUAAUGGUAAAGCAAAGACAACUAAAGAAAGGUAUAUGUGGCUUUGUGAUUUUUCUGGUAAAAGAUUAGAAUUUGUGAUACCUUUAAAAAAUCCAUUUCCAGAAAAACCUUUUGAACUUUCUACUAUUAAACUAUGGAACUGGAAUAAAAGUAUAAAUGGUUUAGAUAUGGGUGGUAAACAUGUUCGUGUAUUUGUUGGUGGAGAGUUAGUAUAUGAUGGUGAUAUAGAUAAAGGUUGUGGUAAUCAUAUAUACGACUACAGUACAUCAAUCACUGUUAAAAAUAAUACAAUGGAAAAUAAAAGUUUCUCAGAGAAUGGCUCUAAAACUCCGUCCAGAGAAAAUUCUCAUCAUACAUUCCGAAGUAUCAGUCGUUCCUCGCUGUCUUCAGCAUCCUCGUCAAGUUCAUCCCGUCCAGUAUCAGCAACACAGCCACAGCAAAGUCCUGUUCGUAGUGAAACUAGAACUGUUUUAAAUAGUGAUAAUAGAUUAAACCGUCCUGUUAUAAGUGGUGAUGGCUCCGAUUCCAGUCCAGAGAGUGAUCAGCCCAGAAGAGAUCCAUAUAAAUUACCGGAACAAACAAAAUGCAAGACACCAAGAAAAUCAAAACGUUUAGUAGCCAGAUUAGAUGGUCAUUCGUCAGAAACUGAAUCAUCUAAAUCUGUUAAUGACAGUAAUGAUCAGAAACCACCAAGGUUACCAACCAGUAGAUCUAAUAACAGUUUAUCUGGUAGUUCUGAUAAUAAAUUAUCAAAAAAUAGAUCAAGUCCUAGUCCGACUAGUAGUAAACCACCAACACCUAGGCGAUCGGCCCAACGUACACCAGACGAACUAGAUUUUGAACCUGAAGAUCUCUCUGUUUUACAUAAAAUAAAAGAUAUGAAAAAUAGUGAGGGAUCUAGAAGAAAAGAUAUUCCUAAAUGGUUGAAUAGAGAAGAUUUUAGUGCUGAUCGUUUUGAAGGACCACCUGAAAGUCGUGGUAGUAGUAGAAAUGACAUGAGGUCUGAAGAAAAGACUAGAUCGUCCAGUAGAAAAAGUCAGAAUAAAGCAUCAGAACCUGUAGAUGAUUUGUUAAAUGAAUUAGAUGAUGCCCUGGCACCUUGGCAAGCGGCUAGAGUAAAUCCUUUACCUAACAUGUCAGAUGACAAAAAGACAAAAGUGAAAUCUAAGUCAGCAGUAGAGGAAGAAGAAGAUGAUCUUGAAGAUACCUUGACAUCACCCAUGGAGAGAAUUGAAAGAAAUAGGUCAAGAUGGAGAGAAGCAAAAAAUUCCAAUUUAGAAGAAUCAUGGGGCUCACUUUCAUUCUUUAAUAGAUCACAAAGAGGUCGUCUGUCUGUUGACAUGGCUGAUGAUGCUUUAGAUGAAUACUUGCCAUCUUCGAAGAAACUUAUCCAAUCAGAACCAACAAUACAAGAAGAUGAAAUGCCUGAGAAUGAAGAUGAUUUUACGAUACCAGAAUUGCCAUAUGGUAGAGAACUGGUGAUUAAUAUUAGUAGUACAUGGGGUGAUCAUCAUUAUGUUGGUUUAACUGGUGUAGAAAUAUUCUCUAGUACUGGUGAUAAAGUUCAAGUUACUAAGGUUACAGCUAAUCCAUCAGAUAUCAAUAUAUUACCUGAAUACUGUAAAGAUCCACGUGUUGUAACUAAUAUAAUAGAUGGUGUUAAUAGAACUAGAGAUGAUGUACACAUGUGGUUAACACCAUUUACACAAGACUCUAAUCAUUAUGUAUAUUUAACAUUUAAUAAACCCUGUAGAGUUUCUUUAAUACGAGUUUGGAAUUAUAACAAAUCUAGAAUACAUUCAUAUCGAGGUGCUAAAGAUGUGGUGAUGAAGUUAGAUGGUAAUAUUAUAUUUAAAGGUGAAAUAGCCAGAGCUUGUGGUGGUAUAGAAGGUGGAACAGAAGCUUUUGGUGAUACCAUCUUAUUCACAACAGAUGAAAGUAUUCUAGAAGAAGUUUCUAAAAAUGAUGAAGCUUUUGAAGGAGAAUUAUUCAGUGAUGGUGAAGAAGAAGAUGUUCCAUUUGAACGACCCAGCACUGCUGAUAAUGGAGAGGAGAGACCAUUUACAAGAGCUGUUGGUGUGAUACCUAAAUCAGAAUACCAGGAACGACCAGAAACUAGUUAUAUUACUACAAUAGAUGAUGUCACAGCUUAUAAAACUAGAUCAUUGGAACUGAAUUUUACAGCAACCUGGGGUGACCCACAUUAUUUAGGAUUAACAGCUCUAGAAGUUGUUGGUAAAGAUGGUGAAGCUUUACCGUUAAAACUAUCAAUGUUAACAGCUCAACCAAGAGAUGUUCGUAUUCUACCAGGUCAUGAACGAGACGAUAGAACCCUGGACAAAUUAAUAGAUGGUACUGCUGUAACAAUGUUAGAUGAACAUAUGUGGCUUAUACCAUUUGCUGAAAAUAAGAAUCAUCUACUAACAAUCAAAUUUCCUGAUAGAGUGCUAGUAACUGGUUUACGUAUAUGGAAUUAUAACAAGAGCCGUGAAGAUACUUAUCGUGGUGCUAAAAUAGUUCAUGUAAAAAUAGACGGACGUCAAGUUUCUCCACCAUCGGGUUUCUUAAUACGAAAAGGUCCUGGAAGCUGCCAUUUUGAUUAUGCCCAAGAAAUUAAUUUUACUUGUAAAAAUAAUAAUAGUACAGAUGGAUUAACGGUAUCACAUACAGGCGGGGUUGAAACAAGUCAAGAUUAUGAAGCUGUACAGAUGCCUUGUGGAUUUAUUUACCAAUUUCAACUGUUUUCAACAUGGGCAGAUCCAUACUAUGUAGGAUUAAAUGGUAUAGAACUUUAUGAUGCUAGUCUGAAAAAGAUUCCACUCACAGACACUAAUAUAUCAGCGUAUCCAGAUAGUGUAAAUGUAUUAGAUAAUGUACAGAAUGAUAUUAGAACACCAGAUAAACUGAUUGAUGGUGAAAAUGACACUACAGAUGGUAAACAUAUGUGGCUAGCACCAAUAUUACCUACAAUGUUAAAUCGAGUAUAUGUGAUAUUUGACCAACCUACUACUGUAUCUAUGAUAAAAAUAUGGAACUACAGUAAAACACCAGGAAGAUGUAUCAAAGACUUUGCAUUAUUAGUAGAUGAUUUAUUAGUAUAUAAUGGUACGCUAGAACCUGUGUCUGCUGGUGCCAGAGGUAUAAUACCAACUUGUACUGUUCCACAAAAAUAUCAUACCAUACUCUUUACGCAAAAUCCUGAUAUUGUAUGCAAAGAAAAAAACACGAUCAUUAAUAAUCAUGCUGGAGAACAGGAUGUACAAUUAUUAAAUGAUAAAAAAAUUAUAACUAAAUAUUCUGAUCCAAAAAAAGCUCAGUCUGGCAAACCUGUCAAUCAAGAAUUGAGACCAAAAACAAGUGUAACAGCUCAUAUGAAAGGCAGAAGAUGAUACCAACAGAACUUUUACUUCAGCUUCAUUAUUCAAUAAAUUUUUUCUUCAUUCACUAUAUAAGUCCAUCUUUAUUACGUGAUAUUUAAGUUAUUGGAUAGUUUGAUGGUUUGUUAAGCAAUAUGAAUAUGCAUUUUUUACAAAUCAUGACUUUAAUAUGUUUGUAUCAUGAUUAUCUUAUAUAUUAGAACUUAUAAAUAAUUAGUUAUAUUACACUGGUAAUAAGCUUAUUUCAGUCAGAAAUGAAUCAUUUGCUAUUAUUAAUCAGCUUAUUAAUUUCAAAUUCAGGCAGUUUAAGCUCCAUUCUAUUAAAACAAAAUCUCAUAUAAUAUCCCUGGUUUCUCUCGAUAACUUCAUUAAAUGUAAAUAGAUACUAUUUUUGUUGCUAACUUAUUUAAGAAUUGGGCUUUUGAAACAAAUAUUAAAAUUUGAGAAAUUUUGGUAGGUUUUCAAAUAAGAGUAAACUGUAAGUGACCAUAAUAUAUUAUGAUUUUAAACUUGGCAAAGAAUGGACAUGAUUGGAUCGAUGACCACAUUGCUAGUUUCAACAUGUUAAUUAUUAUACAGAUGUAUUAAUUAUUUGAGAAAAUGUCAGGAUAUCCUGUUGUUCAGUAGAACUAGAAGCUAACAUGUCAUCCCAAGCCAUUAUUAAGAAUACAUGUUCAUACUAUUUACAACAACAGAUCUUGUCCAUCACUUUUAACAACACCAGAUCUUGUCCGUCACUGUUAACAACACCAGAUCUUGUCCGUCACUGUUAACAACAGAUCUUGUCUAUCACUGGCCUGUGAAAACAUUUCGAAGAGAAUAUUCUAAUGAACAUAGCACAUAAGUGUAGAAGUAGGUGUGUGUGAAAAUGCACAUUAUGCAAGCUGAAGGAAAGCAAAUUAAUUUUUCUCCAGAUACAUAAUCUUUAGCUAAUAAUAUUUCUUCAGACAUAAAAACUCUUAAUUUUUAUAUUAUUCUUUAUGUAUAUUACUACAGAUAUAUAUUAAUUGUUAUAUGUAUAUUACAUAUAGAUAUAUUGCUUUGUUAUAAAUGUAUAGUGCCUAUUGAAAGAUUGUAUAAAGGAUGUAAAUAUGGAGAUAAAAUGUUACUACUGCAACUUGUACCAAGAUGUUUUAGUAUGUCAUGUUAUUUUCUGUGUAUUUCAUAUGGUCACAAACUUUCUUCUUUAAGAUGUGCGGUGAAUGUGAACACAUUGUUUGAUGUAGAACUUUGUUAUGAUUAUAUUGUUUAACAAUGUACCUCAUUUCUACUAAUAGCCUUCAGUGAGAAAGAUAGGUAGUCCUGAUAAUAGCCCUGGAGAAACUCAAUCAGGAAUUUUGAAUAUCAGGACUGCUAAAUUUUUGUCCAAAUUAAAAAUUGUAAUUCUAACAGAUAUAGAAUAUCAAUGGAUACAACAACAAAAAAUGAAAGUAAUAUGUUUGAUUUGUAUGAUGGAAAUGGAAGUGAAUCUUUAUUACAAUCCCUCCAUAUUGUUUUUGUAUUUUGACUGUGAUAAUCAUCAUUUUUACAAAAAUAUCAUCAAUCAAAAUAUAUGUUGUCUUGUCAUAAUUUCGCUUUACGUGUCAAUCCCUAAACUUGAAAAUUGCAUAAUAAUUAUAUUAAUUGACAUCCAUGUGCAUCCGUCCUAACCUAUUCCUCGCAAUGAAUAUGAAUUCCAGUCUCUACUCCUUUAGUUCAAGGUGCAGGUAAUUGAAGUUUUGUGUCCAGAAAUUAGUAGGCCUACUAGAAAAAGGUCUAGUAUAGAUUUCUGGAAAUAUUUAACUUUUGAAUGUGACAAUAAAGGCGAGUCCUUCAGUUGGUAGAAAAACAAUACUCCAAGAGGUCUUUCACCAGAGAAUGGCCAGCAUUUCCUCAUGUCAAAUAGACUGGGGGUGUGGGGUGCAAUUGGUUAAUGUGUGCGUGUUGUAUCAGCAGGUCUGUCAUUGAGUCAAGUGGCUUGGUUUUGAAUCCCCGCUUGUGCGUGACAAAGAGUAGGGUCGCCUGUCCAACCUCAUUGGGUUUUCAACCAUGUUAGUCCCGAAAUGACCUAUUUUGUGUCUAGUAGACGUUAACCCCAUUUGUCUCUCUCUCUCUAUCAAACAGACUUAUAUAAUAGUAUUGAAUAUUAUUGCAUACAUAGUUUUCGGAAAAUGAUAUUAAUUUUCUUUUACUCAUUUUUUUGUGUAUCUGCUGUUUAUCUCUGUAUAAUCAAAAUGAGCUAUUAUUGUUAUGUAUAUUGUAUUGAAUUUCAUCGAAAUAAAUCAUCCAUUUAUA
This is a messenger RNA of Patella vulgata (common limpet), 7583 nucleotides long. RefSeq names its product katanin-interacting protein. Lineage: Eukaryota; Metazoa; Mollusca; Gastropoda; Patellidae. The record is from RefSeq and is a predicted model, not a curated record. Bases 129 to 5321 code for a protein of 1730 amino acids. The transcript has 37 exons.